Molecule: messenger RNA, 1540 nt
Organism: Cuscuta campestris
Lineage: Eukaryota; Viridiplantae; Streptophyta; Magnoliopsida; Solanales; Convolvulaceae
Source: the annotation of a GenBank genome assembly
CUUACAAUCACGAACCGAAAGCUCCAUUUUUUUUUGCCAUAUGAUGAAUUCCUGAUCUUUGAAGGAUAAUUGUUGUCUUCAAUAAUCAUAUGUUUUGAGCUAUCUGAAUUGCUAUGUCGAGAAGUGUGGUCCACCAGCAUCACGCAGGGGAUGGGGAUCGAAUCAGCCAACUCCCGGCAGAGAUACUCGACCAUAUCAUGGGACUAUUGCCUAUAGAACAAGCUGCUAAAACUGCAGUUUUGUCUAGGGUUUGGAGAGAUGUGUGGUCCAGUCUCUCGCGGUUGUGCUUUGAUGAUAACUUCUUUCGUAUUUUUCCUAAGAAAUGCCCUCGGGGCAUCAAAUGCGUCACGAUAUAUUCAUGUUUCUAUGUAAUCAACAACAUUCUCUUGCACCACAAGGGAUCUAUCCGGAAAUUUGUGUGUCUUCGUUCAUGGCCUGUAACACUAGAUGUUAGGUGUGAGUCGCCUGCCACAGAUAAGUUGUUGAUGUUGGUCACAGGACAAGGUGUCGAAGAAAUCAAGCUUUGUUUUGUUAAUGGUAAAUAUAAGCUGCCGGAUUGCAUUUUUUCGUGCUCAACACUCCGGAUAUUACAUCUGGAAUGGUUUUAUAUUGAACCACAAAGUUCCGCAGGCAUUUUACCCAAUGCUACGUCACUUAGUUUUAAAUGUUGUGACUUUGGUACUAGAGGUCUUUCGAGCUACGUUGUUGAUGUUCUCAAGCUGGAGAAUUUGUCAUUUAUGUAUUGUACGAAUCUGUUUCACUUUAACAUUGGUGCUAGAAAUCUUUACAGUUUGACAAUCAACCAUUGUUUUAGUCGCAAAACGGGCAACUUUAUCCCGGUGAACUUGAACUUGAGUUCUAUUAGCGUUCUUGAUAUAGACAGUUACAGUCUCCAGGGUUUUCUUGGCCAAUAUACUUCAAAGGGACUCUCAUUACAACCAUUUGCACUAAAUGUUGAGCGACUCAAACUAUCCGAAUUCUGUUUCCAAGAUGAUGCUAGGAUUUCUGCAUUUGUAUGCUUGCUGUGCAAAUGUCCAAAGCUAUCCCAUCUUGAAAUAGGCUUUGAAGAUGUGGUAUUCACGUUGGCUGGGGAUAUUAACAAGCGUGUAGAUUCCGGACUGUUGGAAAAACUCCUUAGUGUGGUACGAACACACAAAUUGCUUUCGUCUUUGAAGCUUAGCUCGUUCACAGGAUUGAGGCCCCAAAUGCAUUUUAUCGAGGAGAUGCUUGCCUGUCUUCCAUCGCUUGAAGAGGUUGUCAUUAUUUGUUUGCCCCAUAGGUUUGAUUGGAACAAAAAAUGUGACAUUUUUGAAGAAAUUUCGCAUUUCACGGGUGCAUCCCACAAAGCAAAAAUUGCUUAUCGGUAACUUAUCUUUUCAAGUCGAGUCUACCAUCCAGUGCAAAUCACUUUUGUCAUUGUGGUUAGUGAUAUAUUGAUAUGCCUAAUGGUUGUAUGAAUCGCUAUGAUAUGCCAAAUGGAUGCGGUUUCUAACUUGGUGUGCUCCACGAAAGGUUUGAGAUUGCGUAUUUUUACGCCCGA